UAGUCCAUUUGAACCAAACCUAUUUUCUAGGGAUCCUCCCCUGUCCAGCCACCGCCGCCACUCCUCCUGUCUCGUCUUCCUCGGGAUCCUCCCAGAUCCCCUUCUCACCCAACCAGCGCUCGAGGCAUCCCCUCGAUCCACCCGAUCCAGCCACCAAUCCAACCCAUCCACCACCUCGCCCUGCCUCCUCCUCGACCUCAUCGCAAGCAGCAGCGCCCGAGCGCUCCUCCACCUCGCGACCUCGUCGUCGGCGACCCGUGGACCAGGCCGCCCCCGUGACCCUGCCCUUUCUAUUCCUCCCUUCUUCUUCCUGUGCCUCACAUCUCUCUGUUCCCUCUCGCUCUCUCUCCCACAGGAGCCCAUGGCGGAAGAGCCCCGCGUCAUCCGAGUCAAGCCGCCGGCGGGCCUCCAGCUCCUCCCGAGCAAGGGCCUCGCGCUCCUAGAGCCCCUGCAUCCUCUUGUUCCAGAAGGAGACGAGCCUUCCCAAGUUUCUCCUCGACUCCUCUGCCUCACCAGACCAAGCCGCCUCCUGCAUCGCGUCGCCGACCUCCUCUCCAGCAAGGAGCCACCUCCGCCGCCCUUGCCCAUUCUGGCCGGAUCCCGCCGCCUGGGCCCCGUCCCCGGCCACCGGUGCCCUCGCCGGAGACCAUCUGCGCCGCCCGUCAAGUCUAGCGCCUCUGCUUCGCUCGCCUGAGCCAGCGCCUCGUCCCGCCUGCUGCUGCUUCUGUUCUUCAGAAGCGAACAGCUCGCCCGCUCACCCCGUUGACCGCAGU
Aegilops tauschii subsp. strangulata is the source of this 773-nucleotide messenger RNA. The record is from RefSeq and is a predicted model, not a curated record. Lineage: Eukaryota; Viridiplantae; Streptophyta; Magnoliopsida; Poales; Poaceae.